GAUUUAUCUUUCUUUAUGUGUGAUUUCUUUUCAUCUAUGAUUUCUCUCUUGCAUUGUUGAGAGCAUUUUGUUCGUUGUUUGAAGUUUCGUCAAUUUCUUUUCAUCUUAUUCUUCCUUUGACUCCGGUAAUCUCUCACAGGUGUUCUCCAGAUGCUUAAAAAAUGUCUUAGGAUAUCAAUGUUCAGCAAUUAAUAACUGAUAUUGACAAUAACAAUUUGUCAAUUGUACAAGAAAGGAAUGAGUAUGAUUCACAAGAGAUUACAAGUGUUGUUGCCUCUCAUGAUGUGGUAAGAGCUAGAGAAUGUGAAGAAAUGUCAGGUGAAGAUGACAUUACUAGUUGGAUGCCUCAUGAAAGGAUGCAAUUUCCUUCGGAGAAAGAAGCUCGUGAGUUUUACAAUGAAUAUGCUAGGAGAGUGGGAUUUAGUAUUCGAACGGAAUCAUCAAAGAGAUCCACCUCUUAUGGACCUGUUGAUAGAAAAUAUUAUGUUUGCUACAAGGCUGGUAAGAAGAGACCUUACGUGCCUAAAUAUAAACCGUCAUGUGAACGUCCAAUCCAAGAGACAAGGGAGGUAAUGGAUCAAUACAAGUUAGCAAGGUGUGGACCUUCAAAAAUUGCAAGACUCUUGAAUGUCACAGGCCAAGUUAUGCAACAAUUCUUAGAGGUGACUGCCUCAGAUGAAAAUUUCUACCAUAGCAUGGAGCUUGAUGAAGAUGGUGUUUGUAGGAGCAUGUUUUGGGUAGAUGGGAGAGUAAGGGAAAUGUAUCAACAUUUUGAUGAGACAGAAGCUACUUUUGUAUGGUUACUUAAACGAUGGCUAUCAUGCAUGGGGGGUAAAGAAUCAGGUGCAAUCAUCACUGAUCAAGACCCGACAAUCACAAAUGCUAUUAAGAAGGUCUUUCCGAACACACCCCAUAGGUUUUGCAUGUGGCACAUCUCACUUCAUGCAGAUGAGCACCUUCGUUCAUUAAGAUCAUCAUAUAAUCCUGGGUUUGAUGAACAGUACUAUAAGUGGGUAAAAAGUAGUAAAACCAUUGAAGAAGCUGAGAGUGCUUGGAAAGAGUUGAAAGACAAAUAUAAGCAUGAGUUUGUGAAGCCAUUAACUGAUAAGCAACAUAAUGAAAUGAAGUCUUGGAAGUGGUUGGAAAACAUGUAUGAACAACGAUAUAGUUGGGUUGAUGUAUAUUUGAGAGACACAUUUUUUGCUGGAAUGAGAUCAAGUCAACGAAGUGAGAGCAUUAAUUCAUUUUUUGAUGCUUAUGUGAACUCUAAAACUCCAUUGUCUGAGUUUGUUGGCCAAUAUACUAGAGCAUUACAAUCUUGGCGUGAUCAAGAAGUGAAUGAAGACAUGCAGACCAUGAAAGUAAAGCCAAAUCCCCUUAACUUACAUCUUAUUGAAGUCCAAGUGGGAAAUAUAUACACUAGAAAAUUUUUUGACAAAUUUCAAAGUGAAUUUAAAGCAUGUUUCUAUUGUAUGCAUGAUGAAGUGAACACUUGUGACGAGGUGACCACAUAUGUUGUUACUUAUGGGUUGGGAAAGAUGGUUGAUUCACAAUUUGUACGAUGUGGACCAUCAGUUGAGGAAUUUGCUUGUAUAUGUGGGAAGUUUGAGACUGUUGGUAUAUUAUGUAAGCCCAUUUUAUACAUUAUGAAGCUAUGUCAUCGAAUGAAGGAGAUUCCUAAAUGCUACAUUUUGGUUAGAUGGACCCUAACUUAUAGGCAACAUAGUAAAAAGACUGCGUGUGAAUCAAGUACUGUAUCAAAAGAUUUAGUGGUUUCUCCUUUGGAAUCAUGGAAUCUUCGAAAAUCAUUUAUGGAAGUGCAUGAACAAGCAAUAGGACACCGUGAUCAGUACAAUGCUAUGGUACCAUUAUUAGAGGAUAUGAUGAAGCAGUUAGAUAGAGUUAACAAGCAAUAUGAAGGUUUGGUUCUUGAACAAAAUGCUAGCACUUCAGCAAUCUCCCAAGGUGCAAUUUUGAGUAAUAUAACAAUUCGUGAUCCGGAAAGAGCUAAAACCAAAGGUCGACCAAGAGAACUUGGUAGGAUUCCAUUUGGAAAACAAGUGUCACAAAAAGCAUCUCAAGCAAGGACACGAACUUGUAGCAUGUGUGAUAUCAAAGGUCACGAUGCUAGGACUUGUGGAAAGACAAAGGAGAAGGUGGCAACUAAUGAUAGUUUAAGCCAACCACUACAUGAAGAGGAGUGACUUUGAUGACAUAAAGCUAUAGAAUAAUAGGUGGUUAUAAAUCUCCAUUAAUUUUCAAUCAUUUCCUCUUAUAUUUGAUUUGUUUGAUAAAUAUAAUGAUUGUUGUGCU
Molecule: messenger RNA, 2313 nt
Organism: Rubroshorea leprosula
Lineage: Eukaryota; Viridiplantae; Streptophyta; Magnoliopsida; Malvales; Dipterocarpaceae
Source: the annotation of a GenBank genome assembly